Adineta ricciae is the source of this 2976-nucleotide messenger RNA. Lineage: Eukaryota; Metazoa; Rotifera; Eurotatoria; Adinetida; Adinetidae. The record is from the annotation of a GenBank genome assembly.
AUGAAAUAUUUGCUUUUCACGAUUUCUAUUCUUCAAAUAGUUCAUUGCCAAAAACUCUAUGAACUAUUGAAUUCAGUAAAGUUCUUCAAUGAAGGUUGGAUAUCCAAUUCUGAUGUCUAUGAAUAUCAGUAUGAAUAUGCAUACUACACCGAACCUGAAAAUGUUACGAGACAACGAUUCUCGUGGAUGGAAUUAUACUCUCGACCUUAUUUAUAUAAACGAAAUCCAGAUCAACCGUUACAAUGCGAUUCAAAUCCGAUCUUGGCUGAAACUGAUUUACCAGGUGCAGAUUUUCUCUCGAUCAUACCAUCGGCUGCUGAUCCAUCUGAAUGUAACACCCUAUGCUGUCGUUAUGCAUCAUGUACUUCAUGGUCCUAUGCAUCAGCUGCUCCGUCCGAUUUCAACGAUUGUCGACAAGGUAGACCAUGCUGUUAUUUGAAAUCAUACACUCCGCAAUCUGUUCGUAAUCCAAAUAUCAUUUCGGCAAUAAUGAAUCGAACGUUUCCGUUUGAACAUCCUCCCUCUGGUUUGAGAUCAGCAGUACCAAUUGGCGGAAUUACCACAGGCUCAAUUGAAUUACGUGGUGAUGGAACAUUUCACGAAUGGACGAUCGAAAAUCAAUCACCCGCAACCGGAGCGAAAUUAGGGUUUAUCAAUGACGCUCUAUUAGCUUUUCGUAUCACAAAUUUAGAUACAAAGGCGAGUGAUACUCGAUUGAUUCGUACACAUCCAACUCAUAGUAUCAAAGGAAUUCAAACGAUCAAAUAUCACGGCUCAUAUCCCGUCAGUAAAUUAGAGUUAGUCGAUGAAUCGUUGAAAGCCACUCUCGACCUUUAUGCUUAUUCAGUAUUCAAAGUUGCGGAUUUGAAUCGUUCACUGACACCUGCAAUUAUCUUCUCAUUGAAUGUACGCAAUCCAAAUCCUUACCCGAUUUCCAUCGAUUUUAUGUCAACAUUACCAUUAUCCGCUCAAAUCGAUCAAACGCGACAAUCCAAUCACAUCAUUCAACAAAUAACUCCGGCUAAUUACACUGAUUGUAUCGUGCUCUGUCAUCAAAAUCCUUCGUGUGCGUCUUGGAAUUGGCAAAUUCUGAAUAAUAAUCCAACAUGUUCAUUGUAUAGCGAUGUUCCUUACAAUGAAUAUUUAUCUGGUCAUAUCAGUGGUGUACGUGGUCAAUGGUCAUUUGAUAAACCAGGUCCGCUAGUCUUAGAUCGUCCUGGAAGUGCAACAGCAAAUGGCCAAUUCUUGUUAUGGCCUUAUUUAUCAUCGAAUCGUACAAUAUCCGCCACCGUUGAUAAUAACAUUGAGAAUUUAUUGAACAAGUUUGCUGAAAAUGGCCGAUGGUCGGAUGAUACACCCAUCCAGCAAUCUACUGGCGUUCAUGGAGCUGUUUCUGUCUCCACAACUCUACAACCGGGAGAGCAACAAACCUUAUCAAUUCUCUUCGCUUGGUAUUUUCCACAUCAUUUUUGGUUAGAUUUGCCAUUGGAUAAUUACUAUUCCUUACUAUUCACGAAUGUGACAGACGUAGCGAAAUCUAUUGGUAAUGAGGAACAACUGGAAGUGAUUGCCAACGAUAUUUUAAGUUUACAUAAUAUCUAUUCGAAUUCAAGUAUGCCCGAUUAUUUAAUCGAUUCAUUGAUCAAUAGUGUGUCGCACAUGCGUAGUGCAAUGUAUUUUUCCAAUGGCGAUUGGCGGCAAUGGGAAGCAUUCGAUUGUAACGAUGUUGAUAGUGUACACAAUGAUCAUCAACGUCACUUGCCUUACAUUCUCUAUUUUCCCGAAACAGAAAAACUCAAAAUGUACCAAUGGGCAAAAUACCAGCAACCAGACGGAAUGAUUCAAGAGACCUUCACUGUCGGUUGUCUUGGAGAUACUGAAUCUUAUGAUACCCAUGGUGGUCGACGAAUGGGUGAUGUCACAUCGAUAUUUAUUCUGGAAACUCUGGAAUUAUAUCGAUGGACAAAUGAUACGAAAUUUUUAAAUGAUAUGUAUCCACAUGUUUCAGCUGGCAUACAAUGGCAAUUGAGUGUUUCAUCCAAUAUUGGGUUACCGGAAAAUCUUGAGUGUACUUAUGAUAUACCAUAUUUGAGUCAAUAUCCAACGACAACAUUUAAUUCGUUUAUGCACUUAGCAGCGAUGCGCGCAUGUAUGGAAUUAUCGAAAAUUAUGCGUGAUACAAAAACGUAUAAUCAAUGUUAUGAAGCGUACAUCGUGGCAGGAAAACAAAUUGACAAAUUAUUAUGGUACAACGAUAGUUUAGACACGGGUUAUUUCUUAGCAUACACGGGUGGACAUGGUGAGAAAGCGAUAUUCACCGAUGCGUUGUACGGGCAAGUUUUAGCAUAUACGUACGGGUUGGGUAGUCUCUACAAUGUAUCGAUCAUGCUGAAACAUUUGGAAAGUGAAGUUCGAUUAGCUGAUACGACGUACGGAUUGCGAAUGUUAACAGGCCGAGAACCGUUAACGAAUCCACAAGAUAACUCAAUAUGGAUGGGUGCUUCGCAAGAUUGGUCAGUAUUGAAUCUAUGGUUUAAUAUUGAACCACAGAGUGCAUUAGUGCAAUCGCAAAAAGGUUUAAAUCUUGUUCGACAAGUAUUGAACGAUCAAUGGAAUACUCAUGGAAUCUAUGCAGCGGAUGGUUAUGGUGUGGGAGGCAAACCUUGGAUUACAUCACAUUAUGGUUUUCAUAUGGUGUUUUGGCAUUUACCGUUUGCUUUAUCCGGGCAAUAUGUGGAUCUAUCCAAUGGAAUAUUGACUUUUUCACCGGCAUUAUCCGUACCUUAUACACUUCCAGUUCUGAUUCCAAACAUAUUCGGAUCAUUGUCUGUUAUUGCAUCAUCAAAUGACAACAGGUUAUUUACAUUGUCAUUAUCAAUUGGAAAUUUAUCAUUGAAUACCCUUGCAGUUUAUAACGUAGUCUAUCCAGGAAGUGUUCAUCUAACAGCUGGACAAUCUGUCCAAUGGGUUGGCUGA